Molecule: messenger RNA, 958 nt
Organism: Ilex paraguariensis (yerba mate)
Lineage: Eukaryota; Viridiplantae; Streptophyta; Magnoliopsida; Aquifoliales; Aquifoliaceae
Source: the annotation of a GenBank genome assembly
AUGGUUAUGGCCAAGCGUCUCCCAUACCGAGAGUCCUUGGUUUCCCAAAUUCAUAGAGGUAGCUUCUCACAAGGCUCUUGGAUUGGGGAAAUGCAGCAGGCUUCAGAUAAAUCGGUGAUAAUUAGUGAAAUUCUCGACCCAAGGACUAAAAAUCUAUUGUCCAUGUCAAAGAUCAGUGAUUAUGUUCUAUCUAAUGAACUUGUCAGUAUGGCAUUGGCCAUGGUUGCAGAGGAUCGCCAAAUCAAUGAUGUAUUGGAAGAGCUUUUUGCAGAAGAGGGAAAUGAGAUGCAUAUAAGGCAAGCAGAUCUCUACCUUCAUGAAACUGAGGAACUGAGUUUCUUUGAAGUACUCUUGCGUGCCCGACAAAGGAGAGAGGUUGUGAUUGGUUACCGUUUGGCUAAUGCAGAGAAAGCUGUCAUCAAUCCCCCGGCCAAAAGUGAGAAAAGGAGGUGGUCAUUGGAGGAUGUUUUUUUGGUAAUAGCUGAGAAAGAAUGAGAACUUCUUAUUCUGCAUCUCAUUAAGCACCCAGUUACUGGAACGAUGAUUGCAAUAUUGACAAUCAGAUUUAGAGAAUCAGAGUUCUUCCAAUUUCCAAGCAAGACUGUUUCUGCGUCAACAUGCUCAAGAAACAAAGUCCCAAGCAGACCUUCCAUGUCAAAAUUUACUUUAAAGUUAUGGCAUGUUGUUCAGAUAUUUUGGAUAACAACAUGGCUACAAUUGGGGAUCAAGAUAAUUUUGGGCUUCAUGUGCUGCUUCAUAGAUCAUACCUGACGCCCUACACCAUCACGUGGAAUCGUUCCUCUUGAUACUAUUAAUGCAGAUAGAAUUCAACAGGAGGAUAACCUUCUGCCAAAAAUUUGAUGCGCCAAUGAGCUAAGGCAAGUUAUGUAUCAUUUAAAUGACAGCUUUUCUUUUAUGGAUGUAAAUAGAUCAUGGUUUUGUUGGUCAAUAAAAUGAG